AUGGCAAAGCAUCCAAGAAUGAUCCAGUACCUCGACAAAGUCCAAGGACUUCUGAAAGAAUUUCCUACUUUCACCAUCCAACAAGUUCCACGGGCAGAGAACACCCAUGCAGAUGCGUUGGCAAGACUAGGAUCAGCACUGGACACCCAGUUCAGACGCUCCAUCCCAGUCGAACACCUUGACCGACCGAGCAUAGAAGAAAUAGAGCCAAUCGACUCAAUGCAGAUCGAUGAAGACCCCAGCUGGCAAGACCCCAUCAUCGACUAUUUAGUGAAUGGAAAUAUGCCAACGGAUAAGUCCGAAGCUAGGAAGGUCCAACAGAAAGCCGCGAGAUAUUACAUGCAAGGCGACAAGCUCAUUCGCAGAUCAUACUCCGGCCCUCAUCUCACUUGCAUAAAGUACCCUCAAACACUUGAGGUCCUCUGUAAAAUUCAUGACGGCGAGUGUGGCAACCACUCUGGGGGCAGGUCACUUGCCCAGAAGGCUCUAAACGUAGACUAUUUCUGGCCUACUAUGCGCCAUGACUCCACUGAAUAUGUCAAAAGAUGUGAUCGCUGCCAACGGUACAAACCAGUUCCUAAUCUGCCUGUCGAAAUCUACCAUCCGCAGAACAAAUCACUAGUUACUGACAAUGGCUCACAAUUCAUCGGCAAGAAGAUCACUGCCUUCUUCAAAAAGUAUGGCAUCAAGCAGCAUCUAUCUACCCCAAGAUAUCCUCAAGGCAACGGCCAGGCCGAGGCAUCCAAUAAAAUAAUAUUGGACUGUCUAAAGAAGAGAUUAGAAGGCGCCGAAGGAAAAUGGGUAGAUGAGCUCCCUGGCGUACUAUGGGCUUAUCGCACCACCAUGCGGAGAUCAACUGGCGAAACCCCGUUUUCCCUCGCCUAUGGAAUUGAAGCGAUCAUUCCUCCUCACAUCACUGUCCCCUCUAUAGGCAUCGAAGUGGGCAGCAUUGAGCAGAACUCCGAGCAGAUGAGACUCAACCUUGACUUACUUGAAGGCGAGCGCAAGAAAGCCAUUGUCCGAGUCGCCUCCUAUCAACAGCGGUUGAAGUCUUACUAUGACAAAAGAGCCAAGAUCAGACAAUUUCAACCAAGCGACCUUGUGCUAAGAAAGGCCUUCAUCACUGCACAAAGACAAGGGUUUAAAAAGAUGAAACCCAAUUGGGAAGGACCUUACAUAAUCAGCCAGUCCGGGGGCAGAGGAAGCUAUACGCUUGACACCAUGGAAGGGAAGGAGAUUCCGCGACAAUGGAACGCCUACCACCUCCAAAGAUGCUAUCCAUGA
This is a messenger RNA of Prunus persica (peach), 1284 nucleotides long. RefSeq lists its product as uncharacterized. Gene Ontology annotation, biological process: DNA integration. Bases 1 to 1284 code for a protein of 427 amino acids. Gene Ontology annotation, molecular function: nucleic acid binding. The transcript is spliced from 2 exons. Lineage: Eukaryota; Viridiplantae; Streptophyta; Magnoliopsida; Rosales; Rosaceae. The record is from RefSeq and is a predicted model, not a curated record.